This is a messenger RNA of Saccoglossus kowalevskii, 391 nucleotides long. RefSeq names its product protein mono-ADP-ribosyltransferase PARP14-like. Gene Ontology annotation, cellular component: nucleus; cytoplasm. Gene Ontology annotation, molecular function: transcription corepressor activity; NAD+ poly-ADP-ribosyltransferase activity; RNA binding. Gene Ontology annotation, biological process: negative regulation of gene expression; protein poly-ADP-ribosylation. The record is from RefSeq and is a predicted model, not a curated record. NCBI's taxonomy places the organism in Eukaryota, Metazoa, Hemichordata, Enteropneusta, Harrimaniidae.
UAUGAAAGACACCAGAGGGGUAAUUGCUAAAACAUGGGGGGCAAUAAAAUCUUUUGUUGGAGUUUCUGAUAAUUCUACCAGAGUCGAGAUGAUUGAUACCAUUAUUCUACACAUAUAUGCUGAUAGAAAGAACAUUAUCGAUGACGCUAUUACCAAAAUCAAUCAAUUAAUGGAGUCUGAAUCCAUUGACACUACUAUUGCAAAGGACACAGUAAAUAAGCUUACAGAUGAAGAUAUGUCUGAAAUAUACCAAGUAGCUGAACCCCUGAAGGUUAAAGUUCAGCAAAUAGAUACUGGACGUGUCAAGCAGCUACGAAUACAAGGAAUUACACAAUCUGUUAUGCAAGUAUUGAACGUGUACAGAACCCACGAUUAUAUCGACAAUAUGUGA